Messenger RNA from Pundamilia nyererei, 2579 nucleotides. RefSeq names its product WD repeat domain 54 (gene wdr54). The record is from RefSeq and is a predicted model, not a curated record. Gene Ontology annotation, biological process: cilium assembly. The transcript has 10 exons. Lineage: Eukaryota; Metazoa; Chordata; Actinopteri; Cichliformes; Cichlidae. Gene Ontology annotation, molecular function: protein binding. Bases 125 to 1135 code for a protein of 336 amino acids. Gene Ontology annotation, cellular component: centriole; ciliary basal body.
CUAGCACGCAUAGUUGACGUAGUACGUAGAGUUACGUCGUCUCUAUGGCUGCAGAGGACGCAUAGUCCGCCAUCAGAUUAGAUUACACAUUGUUCGAUCAACUGUGCCCUACAAAGAAGACCCAAUGUAUCACAAGGAAAAGAGUAUCCAGAUAAAAAACAGCGCAUCAGCGUUGUACAACAACCUCAGCGUGCUGCGCAUAGCACCGAGGCGCCUCACCCACUUCACCGUGGUCCAUGCUAACAUGGUCAACAUGGUCAGCGCGUCCUGGGAUGGCCUAAACUACACCCACCGUCAGCUGCAGUCCAAGGAGCCAAAUGUUGCUACAAGCACUUCGCUUAUCAUGCAGGCUGCGUUUUGUGUGCUCCCCUCUCGUGAUCUCCUUGUGGUGACGUCUCAAAAGGGCAUCCAGAUGUAUGAAUCUGAUGGCUCCAUCAUGGUGUACUGGCAUGCACUGGAUACUCCAGAAACACCUACAGCACAGGCAGUGUUUGCCCGAGGGAUAGCAGCAGUGUACGAGAAUUAUAUAUGUGUGGGAGUUUCAUCUGGUGCAAUUUUAGUAUUUGAUGUGCCCAGUAAAGGAAGUAAUAUUACCUUGUCUGAAGUCCUGGAGGAGCACAAAGAAUCCAUCACUGACAUGGCCUCAGAGUGCUCUGGCAGCCAGGAGUGCAUAGCUAAUCUUGUCACUGCAGAUGAUGGGGGAAAUCUAUGUGUGUGGAAGUCUGGGGAGGAGUUUCAGCUGCUCAACAAAAUCCCUGGUUUUGAUAUGAGCUGCUCAUCUGUCAAGUUGUGGAAGGGCACAGCGGUGGCAGGUUACGGCACAGGCCAGAUUCGACUCUACGAGGCAGUUACGGGAAUUUUGCAUGCUGAGAUCAAUGCUCAUGCUCGCUGGAUAUACUCAGUAGACAUUGCUCCUUUUUCUGGAUUGCUUUUAUCUGCUGCUGAGGACUCUCUUGUCAGAGUAUGGCACAUGACUAUCACCCCAGAGACCAACAGUGUGGAGGUUGCGCAUUUGCAUAACGAGUGUGUGACAGAUACACAAAUCUGUGGCGCCAGGUUCUGUGAUGGCGAUGGCUAUGCCUUUGCAGUGACAGGCUAUGAUCUGAGUGAGAUUAUCCGCUACAUCCAGUCAUAGGACUCUAACGUCAUUAUGGCUAAGUGUAUUCAUUGGUUUGUUUGGUAUAUGGAACAGUUUUUUGGAGGUAUUUUGGUAUUUGUUUGUACAUCUGUAGGCCUGUAUCCACAAAAAGCUGGUAAACUGUGUAAAAUGUAUUUUUUAAAAUCAUUUCAGUAAGUAGUAGUUAUUUGAAAAAUAGCACAAAGACACAAUGUCAACUGUUGAAACUUUAAAAAAUUAUAUAUAUUUUUUAGAAGCAUAUAUGCUGAUUUUAAAUCUGGUGUAAGCAGAACAUUUCAGAAAUGUUGUAACAGGGCAAAUAAACGAUUGCAAAAGCUGUGUAAAGACGAAAGUCAUAUUUAAAAUAAAUUCCAUACCUGGGACCUUCUCUGAGUUUCAACUAAUUUAAGAUUAACUGAGGUGAAACGUAAAGCUUAUUUUGAGUCAAACCACUGCAUCUGCCCAGCUAAGGAGGAAAAGAACCAUCCUGUCUGUUAUCAGCACAGAGUUCAAAAAUCAGCAUCUGUAAUAGUGUCAGAGUGCUGUAGUGCACACAGCAUUGCUCUUUACAUUUUUUUCUUUGGGCUACUUUUUCACUUAUUUUCAGUGCGAUCCUUGUUGCUGACAAUUUCCAGGGGAAUGUUUUUUUUUGUUAAGCUGCUUAACACUGACCUGUAAAUCAUUCAAGCAUGAAAAAGCCCUUAACUGGUGUUGUGUCAACAGAGAACUUAGCAAACAAGCUGUUUUAAAUAGUAUUUUUAGCCCUGUAGCAUGGUGGAGUGGUGGUUAGCACUGUUGCCUCACAGCAAGGUUGAAUUCCGCCAUCUGCCUCGGGCCUUUUUGUAUGGAGUUUGCUCUCUGUGUCAGUUUGGGUUCUCUGCAGGUGCUGUGGCUUCCUUCCACAAUCCAAAGACAUGCGUCCAAAUAUUGACUUUCAAGCUCUUUAGAACUAUACAGACUUUGUGUUUGUCUUACAUACUGUAUUUGUACUUAUAUUUGUAAUGUUUCAGUGCAUCAUUUAACCUAUUUCCUAUUUUCUCAGCAUAAUAUAAAUAAAUAAUGAAUAGUUAAUUACAUACAAUGCAGUAAAGUAAGUGCUGAAUUGUUGAAGAGUUCCCCUGUUGUGCAAGAGAAGGAAAAUAAUUUGCUUGAAUACUGUGGAAAGAAAAAGGGAUUCGUAACAGUGGUAAACCAAACGCCUCUCCCAGUGUUUUAUAAUUAGCUUUGGGUUUUUGUUUUUCAAUUCAGUGUUUCGUUUAAAUCAUUAGUAAUACAAUUCAUAUUUUAAGUAUUUAACAAAUCUUUAGAACUUUUAGAAAGGUUUGGUACAAUGGUUUUAAAAUAGUUGUACAGGAAACUAUUGUGAAUGUGUUUGAAGAAAAAAUUUAUGUGACUGUAUCUUUAAAACAUUAUUCUUUUCAGGCAUAAUGUGUAAAAUAACUACACCAGUAAACACUUUAUA